CCCACGGCAUCGAUCGUCAUCACUACCGGUACGGUUGAUCCACCUCAUCCCCGGAACUGGAGACCUUCGAUAUCAAAUCCAAGAAUACCCAGAAUACCUAACCACUACCAAACUCGCCAUAUUUUUCUAAUAGACCUCGACCGACUCCUCACGCCGCCGAAUAUCCCUCGCUAGCACCCUCUUUCCGAACCGCAUCCGCAGGCCAAUAAUGCGCCGACAACGUCCACUCCCGCCGCGCAGGUGACCGGCGUUGCAGAACCACUCCGGCUGGCUAUAUCAUUGACUGCGUUCUAGAGCGGUGAAAUAUCUACUAUACGAACGGAAUGCGCUCGACGAUCUAACCCUCGACUCCGAUCCCGAUUUUGCGCUAUCGACCUAUAUCGCUCCCACCAUGGCGGACCCCUCUUCCCAACUGCUGAGCGAAGUAAGAAACGUACGGGACGAUCAGACACCACCGCCGAAUCCUGUUGAGGCGCAUGUCGCUUCUCCUGGGUCCACGAAAUCCGUCCGGUUCGCGGCCGAUACGAAGUCGCCCGAGUCUGUGAUCGAGUCCGCGACCGAGUCCGCCAACCUCUUGAACGCUGCGCGGUACAAGCGCGGUAAACUAAAACGUCCGACCCGACAGCUGCUCCAGCAUCAGAAUUCAUUGCAGAGCGGUAAUGGUAAUCAAUAUGAUAUCACCACUACACCCGAACCGUCUCCACGAAUUCAACCGUCGCGUACUCGACAACAGAAGUCACAGAGCAGGAACAAGCAUAUUCUUGCGCCGGAAAGUGACGAGAAUGUGACCUCUCCAGAACCAUUAUCCGAAGAACCAGCUGAAUCAACGAAUUCUACGAAACGAAGAGCCCAUCAGUUGGAUGAACUGGAGUUUGGCGGCCCGCUCAACGACAGGCCAUCGAAGAGGCAGAGAAAUGAACCCUCACAAUCAGUGUCUAGCUCUGCGAGUGGACAAUCUGGCGGCGAGCUGCCACCGGUGGAAGGCGAUAGACGAUCAAAACGCCAGAGAGACGAAUCCCCACAAUCAGUGCCUCGAUCUACGACUAGACAAUCAGGCGGAUGGGCUCGGUCUGUGGGUGAGCUCAUCGGAGUUGUAGUGCCCGCACUAGGAAAACGGAGAGAAUCCUACGUGCUUGGCGAGCAAGAUCAAAUGAACGGGCACGUGUCUAGCUCUACCAGGUCUAAUCAGCCGAAGAGUUCACCAAGAGGAGCGGCUCAAAUGAAUGGAGUGACACGGAAGCGAACGCGACUAGUAUUCGAAUCAGAAGACGAAGGCCAAGCACAAGAUCCUUCGCUCUUCGUACAAGAUGAUGAGAGCGGAGAUGAAGAUGGAGAUGACACCAGUAGCGAGGAAGAUGAAGGCUCCCUGCUAUCCAAGAAUCCCAUCUACGGACAACGGCCGGAAAUUGACCGUGCACUAAAAGACUUUAAAGGCUUUAAGUGCGAUACGAGUGUUUGGAGACCGUCCAAGAUUGACAAUGUCGAAUCAAUACGAUCUUGCGUGAAGCGGAUCCGCCGCUCGAACUUUCUGGAAGGGGACGAAUAUUCCGCCAUCUACGCCGUGGUUGAGACAACUGGCGAACUUAAGAAUUUCAUGAAACCAAUACUGCGUAUGGCCGAGGGAUCUAUUAGCCUUCGUGCCGAAAUUUUCACCGUCGUCAUCCCGGCCCUUCUACAAAUGCUCGAACACUUCGUCCGUCACCUUGAUCAACCCUUUCAGGACGAUCACGACGAGUUUCAUCAAGGAUCGGACUUCGGAUUCACGCCCGAGAUCUUGGGCGCGUUGGAUCAGUUACUAGGGUUGAUCGUCUCGACAUAUGAUGAGGCUUUGCGAAUCCUGCCUCGACCCGAGUUCGGAUACCGAGGGCCCCUCCGUAACCAGGUGGUUGCCAAAUUACGACGCGUUCAUACAUUUCUUCACAAGAUGAUUCGAAACCAGCAUCCGGAACGGCUGGUUGUUGCGAAUGGUCAUGAGCUCGUCCGUUCCAGAGCCCGAGGUCCAGGGAGUAACUCCAGCCUUGUUAUCGAAGAAGAAGAUGAUGACGAUGAAGAGGAGGAGAGGGGGGAGGCGCAAGCUGAGCAAACGAGGCAACAACUUGAAAUUGAGCGGGAGAAGCGUGAACUGUGCCGCAAGGAGGUUCGUCUCUAUGAACUUUUCGUGGAGCGAAACAAGCACGAACCGGAGCCUCCCCGGAAACGCGGGAAACAGGAGGAAGACGACAAGCUGUGCCGUGACAUCAGCUGGGAAAAAAUGAUCCUUGGCACGACUGCUGUCAAACCCCGAGAGUCCUCGAUGGGUACGGAUGCCAAUGGUGAACGAUUCGAGAGGGUGUCGGUAUUCGAGCACCCGACAAAUACGUACCAGAGGACACUCGAAUGGACAUUGGGGCAGAAACUGGCUUUGAUCACCGAACUUCAGAGGUGUGUCCACUUGUAUCAAACCAACGCCGAAACCGAAAGUGAAAAGGACGAGUUCCGGGCACAACUCUGGCCUCAUCUAUUUCAACAAUUAUGCCAUGCAAGACCGAAAUCUGCGAGAAAUGGGCCGCCCACUGGAGAGGACGGUGCGCUACGUGAUUUGAAAGCAGAUGAGAUACUUGCAGGCGGACGGUUUGUUCAGCGGGGUUGGCUGCAGGUUCGGAGAGACGACCCCGAGGGUUAUCGAGCCAUUUUCGGAAAGGUUGAUCUAGAGGAUGAUCUGAUCGAGACAUUGCCGGAUAUGGACUUGCUGGCUGAUAACUGGGAGGAGAAGAUGCUUGAUUAAGUGAUUCGUGAUCACCGUUACACUGCUUCACGGACCCUGAAAUCAGGGCAAUCGUGCUACCUCGGAAUUGAUUCCACGAGACAUCCGUACAUGAUAUAAUGACUACUACCUACACGAACAAAUUCCAAAUAGCCACGACC
Messenger RNA from Eremomyces bilateralis CBS 781.70, 2904 nucleotides. RefSeq lists its product as uncharacterized. The transcript has 2 exons. The coding region runs from base 392 to 2764 and encodes 790 amino acids. The record is from RefSeq and is a predicted model, not a curated record. Lineage: Eukaryota; Fungi; Ascomycota; Dothideomycetes; Eremomycetales; Eremomycetaceae.